UGUGAUGUUAACGCGUGUAUCCAACAUAUCGGAUAUUGAAUACUAAGAUAUGCAUUGAAUAUUGAAAAUACAUUAAUAAUAUUAUUUUAGUAUAAAAUAUAAGUAAAGUAUAAAAUGCAGGCUUUGAAUUUAGCGAUGAAAUAUUUUUGUCUUUCGUGCGACAGUAAUGGAGCGCGUCGAUAUAUAACAAAAUUACCACCAAAUAUUAGGAGAAAUGGAAAUCCAGACAAGAUUUGCUCCUACGUCGAAAUUCCUAUAUUAACAAGAUGCUGCUUCUGUCUGCCUUUGAGGAAAGGCCUAAUCGCCUUUGCAUACAUCAAUUUGAUGCUUACAUUAGCCGUGACCUCACUGCUGUCGAUAUACAUCUCGGCUGUCCGAAACACGCAUAUUGAAAUCCAAGAUGGGUCAGAGUACCCGCGCCUGAUUGCCGACACCACCGCGUUAGUCCUAGAGGUCGCAAUGACCGUGGUCUUCAUAGUUGCUUUGCAUAUGAAACACUCGCUACUAAUGAAGAUCUACUUGUACUUCGAGAUUGUUUUUUCAUUGAUUGGCUUCGUGUACAGCCUCGCUUUCCUCACUCGAGAGACGGCCAGUGAAUUAUUCUUGAUAUUAUUUCAACUGAUGGUGCAGAUCUAUCUCGUGAUACUCAUCUGGAGUACUAUUGUGAAAAUGCAACGCGAUGGAGUUGUGAAGUACACGCGGGAGCAUGACACCGUCUAGAACAUGUUGGUUUUGAACAUAUUCUUAUAUAGAUCAUAAGUAUAAAAAAAUUUGAACAGAUGGAUUUUAUAUGUAUCUGUAAUAUGUUUAGAAUAUUGAUUUUAAUGUUUAAAACUUUUAUUUUUAUAUCUGUUACUUUAUUAGAUGGUAACUUAAACUUAAGCCCUUAAAAUAGUUAAACAAAGCAGUAUCUUCUUCUUUGUAAUGGCAAAUCAAUAAUGACAGAAAGAGCGAAAACAGCGUUUAACUAAACAGCCGCUGCGCAAUGUUUAAAAGUAACGCCGUUAAUACGUAAGAUUUGUCAUUAAUUUAUUAAAAUUAAAUUUAUUGUUUAUUUUUAUGUUUGAAAAAAAGUAUGUUUAUGUAUGUUUCAAAAAAGAGCUUCUUCAUAUAAAGUUCUAUCGAUAUGGAAUUUUACAAAUACAAAAUUUACGUAACUUACUUUUGUAACUGAACGAUGAAAUUAUUAUGAAAAAAAUUUUUGGAAUAGUAAGUAUUUCAUACAAAAAUAUAACUAAAAUAAUUCUAUAUAAAUCCGAAUUAUUAAAAUAUUAAAGGGAGUCCUUUAAUGCGUGUAAAUAUUGUGCCUUAUUAUAUUAAUAAUUUUGAUAGUAACUUUAUAUAGUUAAUAAGUUACUUCAAUUUAUAGCUAUAAAGAAAUCCAAAUUGUAGUGCUUUAUUUUUAUAGUAUUUUUGAUAGAAUUAUCUCUGAAAUUUGAAGUUAGUGUAAUUCUGCCACAAGUAUAUCCAACCCACAGUAACACAGCAUCGUGAGUAACCGCCAAAACUAUGAAUAUGAUAUCCUUUGCUCAGCUAAUUGCUUCUCACCGUUAUAAUAAAAAAUAUUUCAUUCUUUGAUGUAAUCCACAUCACCAUAAUACGCAAAUGAACGUAUAAAAUUUUGAAUUGAAUUAUGCAAAUAUUCAUAAGGCUUUUUUAAAUGAUGUUGAAUGAAUGUUCUUAGUAAAUAUCAUCCCUAAAAAAAUAAUGAGUUACAAAUUUAAUUUUCGAGUAAUUUUAUAAAAAUUGCAUUGUUUUUAUUUUAGUUACCUCACAAGAUUUAUUUUAAUAUUGUAUAUUAAUGAUUACGAAAUAAAAAAAUUACUUUUUAAAAGAUAUAUUUUGUAAAUAUACGUUAUUGUUUUAUAUUCUAGAGACUAUUUAAUGUUAUGCAGUAUACACCAAAUAAAUAUAUUUUUAAAUAAUUAAA
Nymphalis io (European peacock) is the source of this 1930-nucleotide messenger RNA. RefSeq lists its product as uncharacterized. The record is from RefSeq and is a predicted model, not a curated record. NCBI's taxonomy places the organism in Eukaryota, Metazoa, Arthropoda, Insecta, Lepidoptera, Nymphalidae. Bases 115 to 720 code for a protein of 201 amino acids. The transcript is spliced from 5 exons.